Molecule: messenger RNA, 2599 nt
Organism: Lotus japonicus
Lineage: Eukaryota; Viridiplantae; Streptophyta; Magnoliopsida; Fabales; Fabaceae
Product: nicastrin
Exons: 16
Coding region: 238-2247 (669 amino acids)
Biological process (GO): protein processing
Cellular component (GO): membrane
Source: RefSeq, a predicted model, not a curated record
AAUACUGUAUCUCAUUGUAAGUAUCCAACCUAAACCAAUCUCCCACUGGGUACUGAAACUCAGUCGCAAGUAACUGUACUUUGUGCUUCUUGAUCUCUGAAAUCACACAAUCCUCCAAAAAAAUAUUCAGAGUCAGAGUCAGAAGCUAAGAAACGUAAUCAGAACAAAACUCACACACUCACAUUCCCUUCUGCACCUGAACAUCACCUUCACUCUCGCACUAGGGUUUACUCAUCCAUGGCGCAAACCUUCAUCUCUCUCUUCUUCCUCGUCUUCACCUCACACGUCCUCUCACGCAUCUCUGGACAAUCCAGCUCCAUGGAAUCGGUUCCUGAUCUUCAGAAAUCCAUGUACACUGUCGUCAAUGCGUAUCCCUGUGUGCGCCUGCUAAACCUUUCUGGAACCAUCGGUUGUUCAAAUCCCGGGCGUGAUAAGGUUGCGGCUUCUAUUGUGAGGUUCGAGAAUGUUGAUGACAUAUCAGAGCCAUCUGCUAUAUUAGUGUCAUCGGAUGAGUUUCCAUCUCUCUUUACUAGAAUAUCAGAUGACCCAGGCUUUGCAAGUAAAGUUGGUGGUGUACUGGUUGAAUCAAGAACUGGUUCGCAUAAUACGUUAAAGGGAUUCUCUCCGGAUCGAAAGUUUCCUCAAGCUGAGUUUGCUCCUUAUCAUAAUUUCAGCCAUGAAUGGAAUCCAACUGGUUCUGGUAUUAUGUGGAAAUCCUACAGUUUUCCAGUGUUUUUACUCACUUCUGGUGGCACAAAGACUCUUCAAGAGUUUGUGUUAAAGAAUGAGGAAAAAAAGAAAGCUUAUACUUCGAAUGUUGCUGAGUUCGAUCUGGUGAUGCAGACGGUGAAAUCUGGAACACAUGAUUCAGAGUCUUGUUUAAAAGAAGCAACAUGCCUCCCUUUAGGUGGAUACAGUGUCUGGUCAUCUCUUCCUCCAAUCAACAUUUCGUCCUCAAAACCUUCUAAGCCCCUUAUAUUGACUGUAGCGUCUAUGGAUUCUGCUUCAUUUUUUCGGGACAAAAACCUAGGCGCAGACUCUCCUAUUUCUGGUUUAAUUGCAUUACUGGCAGCAGUUGACGCACUUUCUCAUUUGGAUGGUCUGGGUGACCUUAGUAAACAGCUUGUUUUUGUAGUUUUCACUGGAGAGGCGUGGGGUUACCUUGGAAGUAGGAGAUUAUUGGAAGAACUUGACAUGCACUCAGAUGCUGUUCAUGGCCUGAGUCACUCACUAGUAGAAACGGUCAUUGAAAUUGGUUCUGUUGGAAAGGGUCUCAGUCAAGGUGCUAAAAACUUUUUUGCUCAUGCAGAAGGGGAUUCUUCUGCCACUAAUCAGACAAUGGUGGCCUUGAAGCGUGCACAAGAGUCACUGCUAUCUGAAAACAUAAAGAUAGCAGCUGCAAGUGCCUCAAAUCCUGGGAUUCCUCCAUCAUCUUUAAUGACCUUUUUGAAAAAGAAUCCUGGAAUCUCUGGCGUUGUCUUAGAAGAUUUUGACUCUGUCUUUGUCAACAAGUUCUAUCAUAGCCAUCUUGAUGAUUUAUCAAAUGUGAACUCAUCAUCUGUAGUUGCUGCCGCUUCUCUUAUAGCCCGGACCCUUUACAUACUUGCUAGUGAAACUAAAGAUGUACAGGAUUCAACCUUGGCUGCUAUAAAUGUAAAUGUCUCACUUGUUGAACAACUAAUGGAUUGCUUGUUGGACUGUGAUCCUGGUCUUUCUUGUGAUUUGGUGAAGAAAUAUAUUUCACCCUCUUCUACCUGUCCGAGCCAUUAUGUUGGUGUUAUCAUGGAUGAACCUUCGUCUACACCUAAUCCAGGAUAUAUUAAUGAUGUUCCCCGGUUCAUCUGGAAUUUUCUAGCAGACAUAACUUCUAUUCCGAGGAAGAAUAAUAGCUCAGGUUGUCAACAAGGUUGCAAUGGUAAAGACGAGGUUUGCAUUAAAUUAGAGACUGAUGGGAAGGGAGUUUGUGCUCUCUCUACAACCAGGUACGUUCCAGCAUAUUCUACACGGUUAAAAUUCGAAUCAGGAAUGUGGAGUGUUGUGGCUCCCAAUUCCUCUGACGACAUGGGGGUUGUGGACCCUGUCUGGACAGAAAGCAACUGGGAUUCAAUAGGUAUGCGGGUCUACAUAGUCCAAAUUCCUGGUUACGAUCGUCUUGUUCUGUUUGCGGGUGUCGCUUUGACAAUCUUGGCAUACCUUGCAAUAGCAAUCACAAGAGCUUUAGCUGACAAAGCAAUGAAGAGGGAUUGACAUUUUAUUUCCGGAAAUUAACUUAACUUUAUGAAACUAGGGAAAAAUUAAAUGAGGUCAUUUGAUGGGCAAAUUACUAGUUCCUGAUGAAUCCAAGGAUGUGCAUUAUUUGGGCCGCAUUCUUGUGCUUAUGAAUUCAAUUUUGGAAUGCAACAAGCUCAUUUUGAUCACUUGUAGGUAGUGUAUGGAAAUGUCAUGAAAUAAGGGUCAAAAUAUAGCUUCUUGAGUUGUGUAUUUAAUUUCCCUUUGUCAAUAUUGCGCUGUAAAUCUCUAGUUAGUACCAACACAAUUUUUGUUUGGUUAAUUAUAUUUUCUACUAUUAUCAAUUUAUCAUGACUGAAGGUUUAAUUUA